This is a messenger RNA of Cuscuta campestris, 4264 nucleotides long. The record is from the annotation of a GenBank genome assembly. Lineage: Eukaryota; Viridiplantae; Streptophyta; Magnoliopsida; Solanales; Convolvulaceae.
CUCGCAGUAAAGAUCAUUCUAAUUUCAGCCAACCCUCUAAAUCCUUAUUAUUAAUGAAUACAAAAUUAACACUUAAUUUGUCUCUUGGAACCUAGAAUGGGGUUGAUUUUCAUCCUUCUUCAAUUAAACUAAAACUAAGUGAAAUGCUAAAACUGAUAUUAAAACAAGAUUAAAGAAGAGAAUGGAUAAAUAUAGAGAUAUAAUAGUCUGAUACUGUAACACCGCCGCGCAAUCUUUUCCAUUCCAUCUGAUUUCUUAACCCUCUCCAAUGGCGGCUGACUCUCAACAGCCCACCAUUACGAAGGUGAAGAUGAAAUUGGCCGAUUCGAAUAGCCGAAAACUACUCCAAGGAGAAAAAGUUGAGGUGAGGAAUACUGAAGAUGGGUUCUUGGGCUCGUGGCACACUGGGACCGUGCUUAAGCGGGGAAGAUUAAUGUGUCAUGUAAAGUAUGAUCACCUUCUAUGUGAGAAUGGAUCGACCAACUUGGUUGAACUGGUGAAAGUUAGUUCCAUGAUUGAUGAGGUUGUGCCUGCUGAGUGGGACCCUGAUAAUUAUCGCGGUGUGAUUAGGCCUUCUCCACCUACACUUGACAUUGUGGACAGGACUCUUCACUAUGGAGAAUGUGUCGAUUUGUUUUACCAGGAUGCAUGGUGGGAAGGUGUGAUUUUUGACCGUGAUGAUGAUUUGGAGAACCGGAGGGUGUUCUUUCCGGAUAUGGGUGACGAAAUGACAGUGUGUGUCAAAAACCUGAGGAUCACACAGGAUUGGAAUGAGGUUACGGAAGAAUGGAAGCCUCGUGGCAAUUGGAUAUUCCUUGAAAUUGUUGAUGAAAUGGGGAAGAAGCUACCCCUUCUAGUGUCUGUAAAGCAAAUCUGGUAUGAAGUACGGGAGAAGAACAGGUUUAAGGAUUGGACAAUUUCUGUAAGGGAUUUUUGGAGGGGAUCGAUAUCUGUAGUUCUAUUUGAUAAUUUGAAGCUGACCAUCACUCAGUUUCUAAGUUUAUUGAACUCUGCACAAGGGUUUCUUCAGGAUGGGCAAUCACUUGAGUUUUCUCAACUUCCUCUUAAUGAUAUAUUGGAAUCUGUAGAAUUUAUUGAUAACCUUCUUGCCCUGGACCGUACUGAGGUGCUUCCUAACAGCUUCAAUUUAUCCAGGAUCCAAAAAACUCUCGACGAGGAAAUCGUCCCAAUGGAUAUUGCUCCGACCAUAGAUGUAGUCAGUACCAGUGAUAAGAAUUUGGAAUUCCUGGUCACACAAAGCAUUGAUGAAAUGCUAUUAGAUGGUCAUGAAGAACUUCAUUGUAGAAGCUCCAAACUGUCUAUCGAGGAUAUUAAAUGCUCACAAAACAAAACCAGACUGAAGUGGUCUGCUAUUGAGCUUGAAGCACAGUCUUUUCCUGAAGCACUUGAAGAAUCCGUAAGGGCAGGUUAUCGAGCUCCGCAUGAUAUGGUGGUGAAGUUAAGAAAACAUCUUUUACAUUUGGGAUGGAAGAUUGAGUAUGCAAUUGAUUACCAGAGGAACCGGUCAAUGACUAGGUUCAGGUACUUUCCACCUUCUGGACCUGUAUUCAUGUCACUUGUAAAAAUUCGUGAGUACUUGCACACACAAUCCGUACAUAACCAAAGAACCAAACGGGAGUGGUCUCCCAUUCCCCUUGAACCCAAGCUUUUCCCAAAAGCAGUGGAAGAAUACAAAAGAUUGAUUCAGUUGAAUAUUCGACCUCAUAAAGGUUUACAUGCUCAAGUAAGGAGACAUCUUUUGUGUAUGGGAUGGAAAGUUGAGUAUGCAGUUGAUACGCAUAGGGUUCGGUAUGUUUCACCCUGUGGAACUUUAGUGCAGUCACUUGUACAAAUUUUAAAGGGUCUGGACACUCUGUCUGUGGUACCCCUUCACCACCAAACAAGUGGAGAUGACUCUCAGACUUCUAUGGAUGAAAAUAUUGUUUCUGAGUAUAAUCCUCAGGCAGUGAUUGACUAUGUAUCCAAUUGGUCUGUGGACACACAACCCAAAAGUAAACAGAAAAAUGUUGCAAAGAUUGCAAAUGAAGCUAAACAACAUCUAAGUUAUAGUGGAUGGAAAAUGUCUUAUGAGUGGAAAGGAGAUAAGAAAAAGGUUCAAUAUAUGUCCCCUUAUGGAAAGAUAUGCUACUCACUUGUAACAGCCUGCAAACGGUAUCUUGUGGAGAAUGCAUGGUCUAACAGUGAUGCUUCUUAUCUCACUGGGAAAAGCGAGUUUGCACAUGAUGACAUGGAGCAUGUUCAGCCAGGUCAUAGUGCAGCGAGCAAGAAAAGGAAGUUUAUGGCUUUAAAUAGGGCUGGAGAUGCUGUUGCAAGUUCUCAAACAUCAACUCGUGUGCUAAGAUCGUAUAAAAGAGCUAGGCAGGUGGGUCCAACUUCUCACCAAACUCCUCGCAGUGUUUUAUCUUGGUUGAUAGACAAUAAUGUGGUUCUACCUCGAACAAAAGUGCAUUAUCGUGAAAGGGAUGAUAGUCAUCCAAAGAGGGUGGGGCGAAUUAGUUGUUAUGGAAUCAAAUGUAAUUGCUGUCAGGAAAUUUAUGGACUUAGUAAUUUUGGAGCUCAUGCAGGAAGCACCGAUCACAGUCCUUCAAAAAAUAUCUUUUUGGAAGAUGGAAGGUCAAUACUAGAGUGCCAACUUGAGAUGAAACGUAAAAUUUAUGCAAAGAAGAAAGAACCUCGUUUAAAGAAAGUGAGUCACAAUAUCAGAACAAAUGACUAUAUAUGCUCCAUCUGUCAUGACGGUGGUGAACUAAUCCUAUGUGAUAUGUGUCCAUCAUCCUUUCAUCCCGGAUGCCUUGGCAUGAUGGAGCUUCCAGAUGGUGAUUGGUUCUGCCCGUUUUGCUGCUGUGGAAUUUGUGGUCAUAGCAAUGAUUUAUUUGCGGCUAAUAAUGCGGUCAACUGUUCUCAAUGCGAGAAUCAAUAUCAUGUUGGCUGCAUAAUAAGUAAUGGGCUUCCAAAGCCUGGCAGCUAUCCUGAAGGAUAUUGGUUUUGUAAUAAAAAAUGCGAGCAGAUAUUUUUUGGUCUUCAUAAGCUUUUAGGAAAACCAAUUUGUUUGGGGACUGAUAAACUCUCUUGGACAUUGUUAAAAUACCCAAAACCAGGCAAUUUUUCUCACAAUGUUCCAGACGACGAGCUUGCAAUUGAGAGUUAUAGCAAGCUCAGUGUUGCCCUUGGUGUAAUGCAUGAAUGUUUUGAGCCUAUCAAAGAAUCUCGAACUGGGAGAGAUCUCAUGGAAGAUAUUGUUUUUAAUAGAUGGUCUGAACUCGGCCGUUUAAACUUUCGAGGGUUCUAUACUGUGCUUUUGGAAAGAAAUGAUGAACUCAUUACGGUGGCAACUGUAAGGGUUCAUGGAGAAAAGGUAGCUGAGGUUCCAUUUGUGGCCACCCGUUUCCAAUACCGACGGCUUGGAAUGUGUAGAAUUUUGAUGAAUGUUCUUGAGAAGAAACUAACUGAAUUAGGAGUGGAGAGGCUAGUUUUGCCAGCUGCUACUAGCGUGCUGGACACAUGGACAAGUUCAUUUGGUUUCUCUGUGAUUAAUGAUUCAGAUAGAUCAAACUUCUCGAAUUUCAAUAUAGUUAAUUUCUAUGGAACAGUCAUGUGCCAAAAGCUCUUAACGAGAACAUCCAUGGAGUUAAUUGUCUUCACAGAAUCCACCCAACACAUUUUUGGCAAAGCCGAUAAGGAAUAUUCUGAAUUGGAUGGGACUAGUGCUGUUUCUGAGGUCGUCCAAGCUGAACAAAACGACAGGAGUGGCAUCAUCGACCAAGGACCAGUCGAUACACCUGGAGGAACCACUACCAGCAGCAACAACCCAGCUCCCCUACUUGUGUUGAAACAAACGAGUGCUCCUGAGUUCCCAGCUCAAAUGACUUUGACUGAUGUUUCUGGUCGAAAGGAAGUUGGAAACGACGCAGGGGUUGGUUUCUUAAAAUGCUACAAGAGGAGGAGGAAACUCUUGGCUGGAGAAGCUGAACUGUUCAUGAAGGAGGUAACACCGUAACAGGUGCUUAACCAUUUGGUUAAUUGAAUCAGAAAGUUGUUUUGAGCCAACCCAAUAAAACAUAUGAGUUUCUGCUUUCCUGCAACCUUUUAAAAUGUAAAUGGUGUCGUCUCUAUGGGAAGAAAGAGAGAGCUUUUGGCUCUCCAAACUCAAUGUUUGUGUACAGUUUAGGUUAGUUGUCGAUGCCUUGUGCCGCGGUGUUAGAUCUUUUGGUGUACAAAAAACAAACAAAUGGUUUCCCGGGGG